AUGACAUGUGUGAAUAAGUCUUUCGUAUUCAACAACCACGACCGUUUCUCUUCAACGGUGGCCUUCUGCUUCCUACAUCCAUUGUCGCCUUACACUCUUUUCAAUCUCUCUCUCUCUCUCUCUCUCUCUAUUUUCUCUUUGUCUUUUUUUCAUCUUUUGUUUAUCGUUUUUGUCUAUCUCUCUCUCUCUCUCUCUCUCUCUCUCUCUAUUUUCUCAUACUUUUUUUUCACUUUCUUUCUUUUUCCGCAUUCUUCCUCUUUUUUUACCAACUUUUUUCCCGCUCGAUCAGCGAAGUUAAGCAACGUCAAGUCGAAGGUUAAUAUGCCUCUAAAAAAAACAAAAAUCCUAACUCUCUCUCUUUUUCCCUCUCUUUUUUCCCUCUCUCUCUCUUUUGUUCUUUUCUAUAUUAAUUUCUCUCUUUCUUUUUCCCCCUCUCUCUUUCUUUUCGCCCCUUUCUAUCUUUUCUUCAAUUUCUCUCUCUCUUUCUUCCCUCUCUCUUUCUUUUCCUCCCUUUCUGUCUUUCCUUCAAUUUCUCGCUUUCUUUUUCCCCUCUCUCUUUCUUUUCCUCCCUUUCUAUCUUUUCUUCAAUUUCUCUUUCUUUUUCCCCUCUCUCUUUCUUUUCCUCCCUUUCUAUCUUUUCUUCAAUUUCUCUCUUUCUUUUUCACUCCCUCUUUCUUUUUGUCCCUUUCUAUCUUUUCUUCAAUUUCUCUUUCUUUUUCCCCUCUCUCUUUCUUUUUGUCCCUUUCUAUCUUUUCUUCAAUUUCUCUCUCUCUUUCUUCCCUCUCUCUUUCUUUUCCUCCCUUUCUAUCUUUUCUUCAAUUUCUCUUUCUUUUUCCCCUCUCUCUUUCUUUUCCUCCCUUUCUAUCUUUUCUUCAAUUUCUCUCUUUCUUUUUCACUCCCUCUUUCUUUUUGUCCCUUUCUAUCUUUUCUUCAAUUUCUCUUUCUUUUUCCCCUCUCUCUUUCUUUUUGUCCCUUUCUAUCUUUUCUUCAAUUUCUCUUUCUUUUUCCCUCUCUCUUUCUUUUCCUCCCUUUCUAUCUUUUCUUCAAUUUCUCUUUCUUUUCCCCCUCUCUCUUUCUUUUUGUCCCUUUCUAUCUUUUCUUCAAUUUCUCUUUCUUUUUCCCCUCUCUCUUUCUUUUCGCCCCUUUCUAUCUUUUCUUCAAUUUCUCUCUUUCUUUUUUCACUCCCUCUUUCUUUUUGUCUCUUUCUCUCUAUAUAUAUCGCUCUACAGAUAUCUCUUAUUUCUCCUCUGCCUUUCUUUCUCAGCCUUUAUACCUUUUUCCGCAAUUUUUCAAUUUCAUACUUCCCCUCCAUCUUUCUCUUUCUCUCACACCUUCUCUCUCCCUCUAUCUCCCUCCCUCGCCCUUUCGCUUUCUGUUUCCCUCGCUUUCACCCAUUCUCUCUCUUCCCCCUCCUCUCUCUCUCUCUGA
Acanthosepion pharaonis is the source of this 1428-nucleotide messenger RNA. NCBI's taxonomy places the organism in Eukaryota, Metazoa, Mollusca, Cephalopoda, Sepiida, Sepiidae. The record is from the annotation of a GenBank genome assembly.